Molecule: messenger RNA, 2130 nt
Organism: Papilio machaon (common yellow swallowtail)
Lineage: Eukaryota; Metazoa; Arthropoda; Insecta; Lepidoptera; Papilionidae
Product: homeotic protein empty spiracles
Exons: 3
Coding region: 579-1400 (273 amino acids)
Biological process (GO): brain development; regulation of DNA-templated transcription; central nervous system development
Molecular function (GO): DNA binding; DNA-binding transcription factor activity, RNA polymerase II-specific
Source: RefSeq, a predicted model, not a curated record
CUCGCGGCAUUAAGCUAAUAAAGCAUCGGAGUUAAUUAAAAAGUAUUACUCGGUUCGUGGCAGAAAUCGACGCGCCUUCGCCCGGCACGGCGCGGCAGAGAAAAAACAAAAGAGACCAUCGACGCGUUAACCCACCCAAUAGCGCCUUAAUUGAAUCACAACCGACGAAAUUCGAAAGCACAUCCACCCCGAGCGAUAGAGACGAACUCGAGCCGACUCGCCAUCCAGCCGGUUGCAAGCCGAGAGCGGCGUGCCGAGCCGCCCACUUCUAAAGCGUUCCAAAUUCAAAUUCCACCUUAACACCCCAGUCGACCAAUCACAGCGCAAGUAUUCAAAUAAAGAACGCCGAGGCGACAUUUAGCCGACCCCCCUAGGGUUUCCUCGGCCAAUAGGAAGUCGGGAGUCCAUGUUCGUCGUUUUUUUUCCCGCGCGACCGACGUCGGGGAGACUGGACCGGCUCAUUCGGCCGUGCGCCGCCCUGGCGUUCGUAUCGCGCGCUCGCGUCACGAAAAUGGAUUGUGUGUGCACAUGUGAUCUCGAUUCGGUGUAAUUUUGUGACGGUACUAUUGCGGUGAAGCAUGAUGCCUCUCGCACCGACCCCUGUGGUGGCGGUGCCAUCGAAGCCGAAGAUCGGCUUCAGUAUAGACAGUAUAGUGGGAGGGUCGGAGCGGCCGCGGGCGGCGUCUCCGUCUCCGGGCAGCCCGGGCUCGCCGUCGCCUCUGGCCUCACCGCGCAGCCCCUCACCGCGGCCGUUGGUGCGGCCGAGCGCGCUGCCGGCGGUGUUUCCAGCGCCGGAGCUGAAGAGGCUGCCGUAUCUGGAGGCGCAGAGCCACCACCAGCAGUUCCUGGCGCACUUCCAGGGUGCUGCGUUAGCAGCCGCGCUCGCGCACCAGCAGCAGGGCUUCGGUGCGCCGUUGCCGCCGCACCCGCCGCACCAUCCCGCCGCGCCCGUGCCUCGCGAGUCCUACCAGCUCUACCCCUGGCUCAUCAACAGGCACGGCAGGAUAUUCCCCCACAGGUUCCCUGGAGGUCCAGAUAUACCGGGUUUCUUGCUGCAACCGUUUCGAAAGCCGAAGAGAAUCCGGACUGCGUUCUCUCCGUCUCAAUUGCUUAAGUUGGAGCACGCGUUCGAAAAGAAUCAUUACGUGGUUGGUGCGGAGAGAAAACAGUUGGCACAAGCUCUCAGUUUAACUGAAACACAGGUGAAAGUUUGGUUCCAAAACAGAAGAACGAAGCAUAAAAGGAUGCAGCAAGAAGAGGAAGCAAAGACUGGCACCAAAUCUGGUUCCUCCGGCACCAAACCUGACGACGGCAGUCAGUUUAAUAACUCUUACGAUGAAGAUGAAGAACUGAUCGACAUGGACAUGGACGAAUUAAGUGAGAGUGAAAAUGAGACGUAAAUUUCAGUGAUAGUCAGGACUAUUUGUAAAUAUUGUUUUUUAAUAUUUAAUUAUAGGCAAAUUAUUCUUAUUUAUUUCAAUAGCAAUCUAUUAAGGCAUUUGGUGUCAUGUAAAAUGUAAAAUUAAGUCAUUCCUUAUUUAUGAGUAAGACAGAUUUAUAAUUAAAUGUAAUUCGAUAACGAUGACUCCAAUAAAAAAAUAAUACAUAUUUAUAACGGAUUCAAGCAUUAAUUUGUCUCAAUUCAUACCGCGCUCAUUUAUUUAAUUCUAAACAAGUCGCCGUGUCAUUAAAUUAACGGGAUUCAAAAUGGCGUCAUAACGACUCUUGUUAGCGCGUCAUGUAUUAUUAGAUAACAAAAUUGGGGCCCAUUAUAAUAAGUUUGGGGGAUUAAAUUAAUUAAUAUUGCCUCCUUUGAUGCGUUCCUCUACUGAUGUGGGUAUAAUUAGACGGUUUGAUUUUAAACGUUGAUAGGCUAUGGUUUUGGAGCUGUCAACGUUAGAAAAGGAUAGCUAUAUGGUAGACAAUGGGAGAGAGCGAGAGGGAUGUAUUUGAAAAGUCUAUGGUUUGUAUAGUUUGUGGGCUGUUAUUAAGAGAUGUGUAUAGGUCGGUAUCAGGCGCUGGCAUCGCAGUCGGUAAUUGCUCGCGAGGAAAUCAAAUUGUUUUUAAACUGUUGACGAUUGUUCCGGACGGCUAUUUGUCAAUGGUGGCCGAUAUUAGCGAUUAUGAUCU